GGCUGUGUCUGUGAAGAAGAAGGCCUUACAGAGCCUGGGAGAACUGCUCGCCGCUAAACCAGAGUGCAGUAUGGUCCAGAAGGCGUGGCUGCACUGUGUGGUCCCAGCUGUGAUGGACUCGGAGAACUCUGUGCAGGACAAGGCCUUGGAGAUUCUGGAGCUGGUGCUGCUGGACCAGGUGAAGCCUCACUCUGAGGGUCGCCACCUGGACAACAGCCAGAAGCUGACCUGGGACCUGCUUGGCCUGCUGUGUAACGAGUGCCAGAACCUUGGGUCAGAGUCAUCCGCUGUUUGUUUCCUAUGAAUGUAGACAUGCAUUUUCAGUGUUUGUAAUGGUUAUAAACUAUAACAGCGAUCUCAG
Molecule: messenger RNA, 361 nt
Organism: Fundulus heteroclitus (mummichog)
Lineage: Eukaryota; Metazoa; Chordata; Actinopteri; Cyprinodontiformes; Fundulidae
Product: condensin-2 complex subunit D3-like
Exons: 2
Coding region: 71-304 (77 amino acids)
Source: RefSeq, a predicted model, not a curated record